AUGAGCCGACAACGUGAGGCCGAAAAGGCCUUGCAUGACCAGACAAACAUCCUCCCGUUUGGGCAGCUCAUGGUUGUCUUCACUGGCCUCGCAACCUCCCUCGUGAUUCAAUUCGUUGAUCAAAACGGCAUUAGUGUGACAUUACCCACGGUUGCUCGGGAUCUCGGUGCUCAGAAUACAAUUUCCUGGGCUGGAACCUCGUCCUUGAUUGCCAAUACCAUGUUUACAGUGCUCUAUGGCCGACUCUCAGAUAUCUUUGGCCGGAAGGUCGUGUAUCUGUCUGCAUUGGUCUUGUUGUGCAUCGCGGAUCUCCUCUGUGGUCUAUCACAGAGCCCCGCUAUGUUCUAUGUGUUCCGAGGUCUUGCUGGUGUAGCCGGUGGUGGCGUUGGAUCCCUAACUAUGAUCAUUGUCUCCGACGUGGUGACUCUCGAACAACGUGGGAAGUACCAAGGUAUACUGGGUGCAUCCCUUGGUCUUGGCAAUAUCAUCGGACCCUUCAUUGCUGCAGCGUUUAUCAUGCGCUCAACGUGGCGGGGGUUUUUCUGGUUGAUCUCGCCUCUGGCUGCGUUAUCUGCUGUGGUUGGAUAUUUCCUGAUUCCGAAUACGGCACAAACGGAUAGCUUUCGCAAGAAUCUGCGCCGAAUCGACUGGUUCGGCGUGCUAGCGUCGUCAAUUGGCAUCAUUUUCAUUCUGAUUCCUGUCUCCGGAGGCGGAUCAUAUUUCCCCUGGGAUUCCCCUAUGGUGAUUAGUAUGCUUGUAAUUGGAAGCCUUUCAUUCGUUGCUUUCAUUUUCAUUGAAUGGAAAGUGGCUUCACUUCCAAUGCUGCCAAUUGUCUUUUUCAAGAAUAGAGUGAUGGUCGCCCUUUUCUUGCAGAGUUUCCUCCUCGGUGCAGUUUAUCAGGCCUAUCUCUACUACCUGCCUCUUUACUACCAGAAUGCGCGUGGCUGGUCCCCGGUUGCGUCUGCAGCAUUGACAGCUCCGAUGGUGACUUGUCAGUCGAUCGCUUCUAUUUGCUCCGGACAGUAUAUUUCUCGGCUUAAACGGUAUGGAGAAAUCAUUUGGCUGGGAUUCGCUUUUUGGACCUUGGGCGCUGGUUUGAUGCUGCUCUUUGACCAGAACACCCAUCCAGCCGUCAUUGCAGUCUGUGUCGGCAUUUCCGGCAUUGGAGUUGGUUUCACGUUCCAGCCGACCCUUGUUGCUUUACAGGCACAUUGCACCAAGUCACAGCGUGCGGUGUCCAUCUCAAACCGCAACUUCUUCCGCUGCAUGGGUGGCGCAUGCGGCCUCGCCAUCUCCGCUGCUAUCUUGCAAGCCGCUUUGCGCUCGCACCUCCCAUCCGAGUUCUCCUACCUGACGCAUUCCGCAUACUCUCUUCCAUCACACUCAAGCAUGACUGACGCUCAGUGGGAAUCCAUCCUCCUUGCGUAUACCAAGGCGUCUCAUGCGGUUUUUAUACUGCAGGUUCCUCUCAUUGGACUUUGUUUCAUCGCAUGUGUCUUCAUGUAUGCGCCUGGCCACAGUCCUGACUCCUCCAGGCAGACCAGUCCUGCCUCCAGAGAAUAUAACCCCCGAAAGCGUGGGAGGACGGCAUGCACUCGGUGCAAGACGAGAAAACAGAAGUGCGACAAUGAAUACUCAACUUGCUCCAACUGCCUGAAGGCGGGGGUCACGUGCGACAAGUCGAGUGUGCGUCAGGAUGCUGAUCGCCAGAACGACUACACGCAUGCUCUGGAAGAGCGGGUUGCGUUCCUCGAGGAAAAGCUCGGACAAUCCGAAUCAGCCGCGGGCCAACAUGCAGGACCUAACGUUGCACAAUCGAUGUGGUUUCCUCAAGGGGGACACGCAACCUCGCAGACAUCAAACUCUGGUCUAGACAACAACCCAGUUGGCGAAAUUGUUGGUCUACUUGCCCUUAGCUCCUCCGAAGCUCCUGCCUAUGUCGGCUCGAGCUCUGGCCUAGCUUUGGCUGCGAAUCUCGGGGAAAUGGUGCAGACCAGUGUCUGGAACCAAUUUAUCUCCAGAAUGCAACCACAGCCGAAUACAGGCUCCAGCACUGCGCCUCAGAGUCUAACAUCUUUCCUACCAGGAAAUCCACAACAGACCGGAGGUGGCUGCAGAAAUCGUGCUAACGUGGACCCCCCAACAGAUGAGAUGGGUUCCAAGAUUCUUGAAACUUAUUUUAAAAAACUUCAUUCACGGUAUCCAUUCUUGGAUCGGAGUCAGAUAUGGAGGCUUCACGAGGAGCGGUGGCAAUUAGCGAAGAUGAAGCGCGAAGAGCUCACACGAGCUGAUCGAUUUGCCAUUUUUAAGCUCAACAUUGUCUAUGCAAUCGGUGCCACAAUGCUGCAGCUGAGUGAAAAGUACGCAUAUACUGAUCCCAAGCAAUUCUACACGACUGCACUACAGUAUGUACCCACUAUGUGUGAAGCGCGGUCGAUUGAAAAUAUAGAGGCAAUGGUCCUCCUUGUGGUAUAUCAUAUUCGCACCGCGUCGAGCCAUGGAAUGUGGUACAUGAUUGGACUCGCAAUGCGCACAGCCAUCGAUCUCGGUCUCCACAGCAGGGCCAAUGAAAUUAAUUUGGAUCCGUUCACUACUCAAAUGCGACGGCGUCUCUUUUGGGUAGUAUAUUACCUGGAACGAGUUGUCUCAAUGUCUCUUGGCCGUCCAUUCAGUAUCUCUGAUCGUCAAAUCGAUCUCGACCUGCCACUUGACGUGGACGACGAUGUGCACGACCCUGCACUCAUCACGGCACCACAAGACCCGACUAAAACAACCAACAUGACAUUCGCUAUCUACCUCUUCAAACUACGCCGCAUUGACUCGCGUAUCCAACAUAAGAUCUACCGUGCCGACCGACCUUUAUCCUCACUGCGGCCGAAGAUGGACUCUUUGUACCUCGAACUCGAACAGUGGAAAGAAUCGGCUGCUCAUCGAUUUAGUGGCUCGGACUUGGACUAUCCAAUGCUUCAUUAUAAUCGCGCUGUGCGACUGUUGAUCCAGCCAUUCCUGCCUCUUCUUCCGUUUACAGAUCCUUACUAUCACAUUUGUCUCCAAGCUGCAGGCGAGAUUUGCCAAUCGCAUAAACGGCUACAUCAAACCCUCGAGUAUGGCCAUUCCUUCCUGGCCGUGCAAACCGUCUUCAUGGCGGGAAUCACAUUGCUCUAUGCAUUAUGGACACAUACUGACCAGGUGUGGUCUGUUCGUAUAAGUAACGACAUUCGCGCCUGCUCAACCAUGCUAUUUGUCAUGGGCGAGAGAGCAGAAUGGGUCAAGAAGUAUCGUGAUGCAUUCGAGUUACUCGUCAAUGCAGCGAUGGAAAAGCUGCAGGGAAACGAGACUGCUCGUAACGCGGGCAUGGCGGAGCUCAUGACAGCUCAGCACAGCACAGCUUCGUUGAAUACCGUGAUGCCCGGCAUGUCGAGUGGCGAGAACUUUGCCCCAGCAAACCCAACUGGAUUAGCGCCUGAGGCCGCGGCGACUGGAGCUGCACCUCAAACAUAUCUUGCAGACGACAGUGACCAUGCAGUGAGAAUGGCUCUGCAGCUUGCACCUUGGAUUGACCAGGGUCAAAGUGAUCCCCUCUGGAUGCCGGACUUCGGGACCCUAGAGAGCUUGUCUGGGACGUUUUGGAGUGGUGCUGACACGACUCGUUUUGAUGCAUUGUAG
Penicillium canariense is the source of this 3666-nucleotide messenger RNA. Its product is annotated as MFS transporter/GAL4/fungal specific transcription factor domain-containing protein. The record is from RefSeq and is a predicted model, not a curated record. Gene Ontology annotation, biological process: transmembrane transport; positive regulation of transcription by RNA polymerase II; DNA-templated transcription. Bases 1 to 3666 code for a protein of 1221 amino acids. Gene Ontology annotation, molecular function: DNA-binding transcription factor activity, RNA polymerase II-specific; transmembrane transporter activity; sequence-specific DNA binding. Lineage: Eukaryota; Fungi; Ascomycota; Eurotiomycetes; Eurotiales; Aspergillaceae. The transcript has 7 exons.